Molecule: messenger RNA, 1870 nt
Organism: Python bivittatus (Burmese python)
Lineage: Eukaryota; Metazoa; Chordata; Lepidosauria; Squamata; Pythonidae
Product: prostaglandin D2 receptor
Biological process (GO): positive regulation of cytosolic calcium ion concentration; G protein-coupled receptor signaling pathway; inflammatory response
Cellular component (GO): plasma membrane
Molecular function (GO): prostaglandin D receptor activity
Source: RefSeq, a predicted model, not a curated record
GCGGCGUCGAGCAUCUCCUCGUCAUCUUCCUCCGUUUCCCUCCCUUCCCUUCAUAAGCGGGUCUCUGUCCCUGGUCCCCACUUCCCCCGGCGCCCAGCGCGCUCCGUCUCCCCGUGCGCCCAGCCCAGCCCAGCCCGGCCGGACUGUCUCCAUGGCCGCAGGCGACUACCGGUGCAACCAGACCGUGCGGCUCGAAGCGGGCCAGUCGGUGCUGCCCAGCUCGUUACUCUUCGCGGCGGGGCUGCUGGGCAACGUGCUGGCGCUGGGGCUCCUGUGGCAGCACCACCUGAAGGCGAAGUUGCAGCGCGGCGAAGGGCGUCCGCGGGCGUCCGCCUUCUACCUCCUGGUGAGCGCCCUGACCGCGACGGACUUGCUGGGCAAGUGCUUGCUGAGCCCCAUCGUGCUGGCCGCCUAUGCGCACAACCGCAGCCUCCUCGACCUGUGGCCGCCCGCCGCAGCCACCGAAGUCAGCCACCCCGGCGAGGAACCGCUGCGCUCCUCCGGCAAGCUGUGUCAGCUGUUCGCCUUCCUCAUGGCUUUCUUCGGCCUAGCGUCCACCAUGCUGCUGCUGGCCAUGGCCCUGGAGUGCUGGCUCUCGCUCGGCCACCCUUACUUCUACGAACGCCACGCCAGCAGGCGCUGGGGCGCGCUGCUGACCGGCGCGGCGGCCGCCCUGUGCGCUCUCUUCUGCGCGCUGCCGUUCCUGGGCUUCGGCAGCAACGUUCAGUACUGCCCGGGCACGUGGUGCUUCAUUCGCAUGGCCGGCGGGGGACGGAUCUAUUCGGUGCUCUACGCCAGCCUGCUGGGCGUGCUGGUGCUCGCCGUCGGCCUGUGCAAUCUGGGCAGCAUGAGGAGUCUCUACCGGAUGGCGCGCCGCCAGCCCCCGCGCAGGACCCACCUGACGGAUCUGCAGGGCGCAGCUGCGCCUCUCCGGCCCCCUUGCGCCAGGCGCACCGAGGAGCUGGGCCAGUUAGUGUUGCUGGCGCUCAUGACCGCCCUUUUCACCAUCUGCUCCCUGCCGGUGAUCAUCCGAGCUUACAUUGGAGCCUUUGCCCCAGAUGCAGAUGAGGCAGCAGAUCUUACAGCCCUCCGAUUUUUCUCUGUGAACUCCAUUGUGGACCCCUGGGUCUUCAUCAUUUUUCGGACAUCCAUAUUUCGCAGUUUUCUCCAGCGGUUUUCUAGGAGGCUGAGUUUGAAGAAGGAUCUGCAUUCUCAGCUCCUGGAAACUUGGCAGAGGAAAGAAUCCAAUACCAUAAAAUAAAUGGGCUGGAGCUGGAGAUGAUGCAACUGGACUUCUUUUUGUGGCACAUCAUGGUCUUCAAAGCCAACGUGUUGCAAGUCAAUGUUUAUUAAGGUUGAAGGAAAGGACCAAGAUAACUCUGUGGUACUGGCUAUACCUUCAUUUGUUACUCUGUUCCAGAUUUGGUGCUUCUUGAAAAACCCAAGUUGCAGCUGUCAAAGGACUCAUUCACAUUAACAGCUUACUUGACCAGUGGGGUCCAUUUGCACAGAAGCAUUCCAAGAUUUGCUUAAGUCCAAAUAUUCUGCCAGAGAUACUGGCCACCUUGAGUUCCAACUACUUUUCCUACCCAAUCUGUGUGAUUUAAAUGAUUAAAACUUGAGAAGGAGAAGAGGAACUUUCUCCUUAUGUGUGAACCCCACCAUGCCUAGUCAUAGGAGCAGAUACUGACUGACCAACAAUGGGAACUCACAGAAGACAGGGCAAGAAUAUGGAAUAGAAAAAGCUGCUAUACACAUUCUUUCUCCACCCCGUUGCUCUCUGUGGUGGAUUUGUGACAGGUUGUCAAGCCUAGCCCAAAGAACUCCUGGAGACCAUGCAGGUUCAAUCAGCAAGGUUUAUUAGCCAGCG